Messenger RNA from Diceros bicornis minor, 3253 nucleotides. RefSeq names its product family with sequence similarity 117 member B (gene FAM117B). Lineage: Eukaryota; Metazoa; Chordata; Mammalia; Perissodactyla; Rhinocerotidae. The transcript is spliced from 8 exons. The coding region runs from base 157 to 1899 and encodes 580 amino acids. The record is from RefSeq and is a predicted model, not a curated record.
GCACCUCGUUCUGCCGGCCGCGGUCCGCGCAGCCCCGUUCCGGCCUCGUCACCCCGUCGCCAGGGCCUUCCCUCCGGCCCCCGGCCUCGAGGGCCUCCCCCUGCCACCCAACAACAACAAAGCCCCCAUCUCGCGCGGCCCCCGGGGAGGGGGGCCAUGUCCCAGCGGGUGAGGCGCAAUGGGUCCCCCACGCCGGCCGGCUCCCUGGGGGGCGGCGCGGUCGCCACGGCCGGGGGAGCCGGGAGCCGCCUGCAGCCCAUGCGGGCGACGGUGCCGUUCCAGCUGAAGCAGCAGCAGCAACAUGGCAGCCCCACGCGGAGCGGCGGCGGCGGCGGCGGCGGCAACAACGGCGGCGCCUCGGGCCCCUCGGGCGGCGGCGGCGGCCCGCGCACCGCCUCGCGCAGCACGAGCCCCACGCGCGGCGGCGGGGCGGCCGCGCGCACCAGCCCCACGGUGGCCACGCAGACGGGCGCGUCCGCGACGGCCACGCGAGGCACCAGCCCCACGCGCGGCGCCGCGCCCGGGGCGCGCGGGAGCCCCCCGCGGCCGCCGCCCCCGCCGCCGCUGCUGGGCCCCGUGUCGUCGCCCAGCUCGUCGCCCACCCACCUGUGGCCCGGCGAGGUGAGCGCGGCGCCGCCCGCGGCCCGCGUCCGGCACCGGAGGAGGUCGCCGGAGCAGAGCCGCGGCUCCCCGGAGCGGAGGAGCCCGAGCGCCCCGGUGUGCAAAGCAGGUGACAAGACACGACCACCUUCCUCAAGCCCCUCUAGUAUCAUCCGCCGCACUUCCUCUCUGGAUACCCUUGCUGCUCCGUACCUCGCAGGGCACUGGCCUCGUGACAGUCAUGGGCAAGCUGCUCCUUGCAUGAGGGACAAGGCCACACAGACAGAGAGUGCAUGGGCUGAAGAAUACUCUGAAAAGAAGAAAGGGUCUCACAAGCGAUCAGCAUCCUGGGGCAGUACAGAUCAACUUAAAGAGAUUGCAAAAUUACGCCAGCAAUUGCAGAGAAGUAAACACAGCAGUCGGCAUCAUCGAGAUAAAGAAAGACAGUCUCCAUUCCAUGGCAACCAUGCAGCUAUUAACCAGUGUCAGGCUCCUGUUCCAAAGAGUGCUCUCAUUCCAGUAAUCCCCAUCACCAAGUCAACAGGCUCCCGGUUCCGGAAUAGUGUGGAAGGACUGAAUCAGGAGAUUGAAAUAAUUAUUAAAGAGACCGGGGAAAAGGAGGAACAACUUAUACCACAAGAUAUUCCCGAUGGCCAUCGUGCACCUCCUCCCCUUGUGCAGAGAAGCAGCAGCACACGCAGCAUCGACACACAGACCCCCGGCGGGGCAGACAGGGGAAGCAACAACAGCAGCCGCUGUCAGUCUGUGUCCCCCACGUCAUUCCUCACCAUCUCCACCGAGGGCAGCGAGGAGAGCCCCUGUUCAGCCGAUGACCUGCUCGUGGACCCCAGGGAUAAAGAGAAUGGAAACAACUCUCCUUUGCCCAAAUAUGCAACCUCACCAAAACCUAACAACAGUUAUAUGUUCAAAAGGGAACCUCCCGAGGGCUGUGAAAGGGUCAAAGUCUUUGAGGAAAGCUCGCCUAAACAACUUCACGAAAUCCCAGCCUUUUACUGUCCUGAUAAAAACAAGGUGAAUUUCAUUCCUAAAAGUGGCUCUGCUUUCUGCCUGGUCAGCAUCCUCAAGCCACUGCUCCCCACGCCAGAUCUUACCCUCAAGGGCUCUGGCCACAGUCUGACAGUCACUACGGGCAUGGCAACCACUCUGUUGCAGCCUAUUGCUGUGGCCUCCCUGUCUGCAAACACAGAGCAAGACCGAAUCUCUCGAGGAACGAGUACAGUCAUGCCGUCGGCCUCGCUGCUCCCACCGCCAGAGCCGAUUGAGGAAGCUGAAGGGUAGGUCCCGGGGCUGCGUGGCCAUUGUUCUGGGCGACAGAGAACCUCGGAUGCUCGGCUCCUGCAUCGUGCACUCCCACUUGGCUGUGAUGUGCUGCAGCUUCCACAGUGACACGUCACAGUAGGGCUUCUGGAGGAAAGCAGCCCCCUGCCGGCCCUGCUCACUCGUGAAGGCCAGCCCUCGGUGCUUCGUCUGCUUUUGCUCAGAGCACUGGUUGGAGCAGGAAAGGUCUCACUCUUUACUUUUGGAGGACCAAUAUCACAUUGUUUUUUGUUUUCAAAUUAAACUUCUUUAAAACAAAAACAAAAAACUGAUCCCUGCAAACAUGAUUCCUGAAGGGAGAUGUGAAUGAUGCUGCAAGAACCAUCUUUUAUAUGAAAGUGACUAUUUUAUAAUAACCAAUGUUACAUUUUCUGAAACGUCGCAAACAGGAUGUUUAAAAGAUUCUUUGGUGGCCUCUGUUUCUUGUUUCCUUUCUAGAUGUGUGCUUUUCUCAGCUGUCUUCAGCUUUGGGACCAAAGGGAUUGUUGACAUUUUCCCCGCAGUCUUAAUCUCAUGACUAUGUUCUUCUCCCAGACAAGAAUUGAUAGGUAAACACAUUGAACAAGUAUAUAUAAAAAGAGAUAAAAAGCAAUAUUAGUACAUUAUGUGAUUUAUGUUUUUUGAUGUCAGAAGUUUGUGCUUUGGGUGAAAUAUUUGUAAAACUGCUGUUUUCUUCACUACUCCUGUACACAUGUCACCAUGUGGUCAGAAAAAUUAUAGUCUAGAGACAAGUGCUUUACUAUGUUCUCACCCAUUGUUGGAACUUGGUUUAAGUCAGUGAGCCCAAAGGAAACUGCCCUGUGUUGAUUGCUAGCCAGGAGUCAGGAGCCUCUCUGGUUUUCCAAGAAAUAUUUAUCACACAGUCUCCCUUCUUUACCACAGGUGUCCUUCUACCUUUAAUCAUCACUGUAUCAUAGUCCUAAGAGAUCCUGAAAUGACUGUGCAUGGAUUUCCUCCUUUGCUUUUGUGGUGUUCUCGUCUUGUGGUUUUGGUCAGGGUUAGUGGUUUGCCAGGAGCGUAAUCCAUUGACUAGUGAUCCGUAGUCACAGAAUCUUGUGACUGACAUUUUCUUUAUGGUGGUUGGCACUGAGAUACGUUGCCUACAGAUUUUGCUAGUUUUCCCUCCAACAUUCCACACAGUGGGGGAAACAGGCAAGAACUUCGGAGCACAUGUAACAGGAACCUUUGAAAAAACCACACAGUUUUGGAUUUAGGCUCAACCUAAUACAAUCACUGCUGAUAUCACAUGACAGCAGUGUUUCAUGUCUGGGUAUGGGGUAGUGAAAGUAAGAAGCAGCUCUUUUUAAAAAUGAGU